This is a messenger RNA of Zootoca vivipara (common lizard), 2650 nucleotides long. RefSeq names its product 3-ketodihydrosphingosine reductase (gene KDSR). Gene Ontology annotation, biological process: sphingolipid biosynthetic process. Gene Ontology annotation, molecular function: 3-dehydrosphinganine reductase activity. Lineage: Eukaryota; Metazoa; Chordata; Lepidosauria; Squamata; Lacertidae. Gene Ontology annotation, cellular component: endoplasmic reticulum membrane. The record is from RefSeq and is a predicted model, not a curated record.
AAAAGGGUUAGCAAGUCAGUUGGCUGCAGGCUGUCGGCGGAGGAGGUUGGCGUGUUCCUUUCUCUCCUCCGUCGCUCGUUUCUUUCCCGCUGUGCUCCUUCUCCCAGCGAUGUCCGGGGCGGUUCUGCUGGCGGCGGCCGCCGGGGUCGCCGUCGUCCUGGCCUUCCUGCUGCUGCUCUACAUAGUGCUGCCGUUUAGCAGCCCGAAGACCUUGCCGCUGUCCGGCGCCCAUGUCGUGGUAACCGGUGGUUCCAGUGGCAUUGGGAAAAGCGUUGCCAUCGAAUGCUUUAAGCAAGGGGCUUUUAUAACACUUAUUGCAAGAAAUGAGUGCCGGCUAUUGGAAGCAAAGAAAGAAAUUGAGAAGUUCUCAGUUAAUGAUAAGCAGGUUGUGCAUUCUAUCCCUCUUGAUGUUUCCAAAGAUGCUGCAAAUGUGGAAAGGGCCCUAAAACAGGCUCAAGAGAAGUUGGGUCCAGUUGACAUGCUUGUAAAUUGUGCUGGAACAUCAAUUAAUGGAAAGUUUGAAGAUAUUGACAUCAGUAAAUUUGAACAAUUGAUGGCUAUCAACUAUCUGGGUAGUGUCUACCCAACUCGGGCAGUAGUUACCACUAUGAAGGAACGGAGGAGGGGAAGGAUUGUGUUUGUGUCAUCCCAGGCUGGACAAGUUGGAUUGUUUGGUUAUUCUGCUUAUUCUUCAACAAAGUUUGCUCUUCGAGGACUAGCUGAAGCUUUGCAAAUGGAGGUAAAGCCCUAUAAUAUCUACAUAACAGUUGCCUAUCCUCCAGAUACAGACACACCUGGCUAUGCAGAGGAAAGUCAGACAAAGAUUUUAGAGACCAAGCUUAUUUCAGAAACAUCACCGGUCUGCAAAUCUGAUCAUGUGGCCAGAAUACUUGUUAAAGAUGCCAUUCAAGGAAAAUUUGCCAGUUCUGUUGGCACAGAUGGUUACAUGUUAACAAUAUUGACUGGUGGAAUGUCGCCUAUCUCUUCUCUUGCUGAAGCCCUACAGGCGCUUAUUUUCCUGGGCCUUUUCCGCUUGCUUGGCCUGUAUUAUAUAGCAGGUUUUGACAGCAUAGUUCGUCGUUGCAUGGCAAAAAAAGAGAAAUCUGAAAAGACGGACUGAAACAGAAUGGGUGCUAUUUAAAAAGUUGGACAGUUUGCUGCUAAAUGGGACUGUAUCUAUGGCCUGAGUAUGUCUCACAGAAAUGUGGAAGAGGUGAUAUCUUCGGUGGUGAAAGAAGGAAACUGAACUACUCUAGAAAAAGAGACUGUGCAAAGGUGCUAAUGAAGAAAACUGGGUUUUAUUGGUUGUUGUUGCUUUUCUGUGAUUUGAAGGAAUAACCAGAUUGUUGCCUUAGAAGUAAGCUUUUUGAGAAGAGUAGAACUUAAGAGUGUCCUAUUUUGAUGGUAAUUCUGGACCAAUAUUAAUUGUUAGCAGUGAUGAAAGAGUUAAUUCUGUUAUCUACUUCUUAAUCUGAGGACUGGUUUGAACACACAUUCUCUGAUUUGGUAAAUUCCUCCCACACAGCAGUAACACCUCAGCUCUCCUACAGAAGGCCCAGCUUGUGUAUUAUCUUUAUUACAUAGUUUCUGCCAGAGAGCUGGACCUUGUAGGCCCUGUUCUGCAUGAGUUGGUUCAAAUGGCUGUGCAAAGUCUAGUCAAAACAGCAAAAACUAUCCAAAGAUGAAAUAUUUCAGCUCUGGGAUAAUACAUGAAUUGGGCCAAAGUCUUUUGUGAAGAAGCAGUUUUUAAAUAUAGCAUAUUAAUUUGUUGAGGGGAGAGUUCUCUUUAAAUGAGCUGCCCCCUCCUUGAGAUAGGAGGUGAUAUUUGCAUGUGGAGAUUACCAAAUUGGAGAAUCAAUAUUUGAACUGGCUCUUGAUAAACCUCAUUUCUCCCACCAGAUUGUUGGGUCCAGUUUAAAACUGAUCAUUUUGACAUUCCACUCGACACAUGAGUAUGUGGUGAGUUUUGUUAAUGUGUUAAAUGCUAUAUUAAGACAUUUCUUGAUGGCAGAGCUUUACGCAUAUGAUCUCUGCAGGAGCGAUGACAUAUGCUUUAAAUAGUUGUAGAUCUUCAGCGGAGAUCAAGGACCCCCAAUCCUUACUGAGAUACUAGGAGAGGACUAUAAGCAAAAGAGAAGUUGUCCAUUUUUUCAUUAUCUGUAACACGUUCAUGUUUAUCUUUGCCAGCUCUGUAAAAGACAGAUGGGUUUAACACUGUAGAAACUGAAGGAGAGAAUAGGGUGCUAGAGAGAACUAAAUGUAGCACAAGGAAGUGCCUAGGUCCUUACUAUGAUGGUGCAGUGGAGCUUGCAAAGCUAUCUAUUGUCUCUAAGGUUUCAUUCACACCAUGCCAAUCUUAUUACCUACAUGCAAUCUGGACUUACACAAAGUCCCUGAGUGGUUUUUGGGAAUAUAUUUGCUGUGUAUAAAUUGAGAGGUUCCCAUUGGUUGCAGAUACGCUGAACCCCAGUGUUGAACUGGUUCAUAAAAAUUCCUGCUACCCGUUGUCAUUUUCCAAGUACCUAAAAGACUGUUAAGGGACUCUACUUGCCAGUUUGUUGGUUAGCCGAGAUUUUCUUUAAAAAAAUAAAAUAAAAAGGGAAACACUUUUUAAACUACCCUUUGGAGAACAUUAUUCAAAUCAAGUCCA